Nylanderia fulva is the source of this 2078-nucleotide messenger RNA. RefSeq lists its product as uncharacterized. The record is from RefSeq and is a predicted model, not a curated record. Gene Ontology annotation, molecular function: RNA binding. Gene Ontology annotation, cellular component: nucleus; cytoplasm. NCBI's taxonomy places the organism in Eukaryota, Metazoa, Arthropoda, Insecta, Hymenoptera, Formicidae.
GAUCCCCCCUUCUUCUUUUCGUACCGUGCCCUAGCAGGGUAGACCUCGUGGUGGAUUGAGUUCUCCGACUCGGCCAUAUUGGAUAGUGAAUGUGUCUCACGUUACCGAAGGGCUCGAAAGUAGCCGAAAACCUCCUCAAGAUCCUCGACGACGUGAGGAUACACAACCAAGAUGGAAAACGAGUACACGGUCACAGUUACGAAUAAGUUCCUGCUCGAGCUCGACGAGAGCGAGGAUCCUCUGGAGGUGCUGAAAGUACGAGAGCAGGAGAAAGAGGCGAAGAAGAAGGAGAGAAUCUCCGAAAAGGAGAAUAAAAGCAAGCAGCAGCAGCAACAGCAGCAACAGCCGCAGGACGGCCAGAAGGCCGCGAACAACAAGACGCCCAAGAGUCGCGUCAUCAAGGACGCUCAGCAGCCGCCGUCCAAGACGCAGGAUCCGAAAAAGGAUCAAGUAGAGAAAAAGGCAACUCAACCGAGGACAACUGGUGGUGAUCGCAACGUAAAGUUCUCCAGCGAAUCUAGAGAAGAACGCAAUAAUAGAAGAAAUCGCGAAGAAGGAGAGAAACCGCGAGGACAGGGAGAGUUCAGGAGAGGAGGUCCUCCCAGCGAAGGUCGCGAGCCACGCGAAUUUCGGAACACGAGUGAGAAUACUCAACGCGUUGAGUAUGGAGAGCGCCGUGGUGCCCGAGGUGGCAUGCGUAACAUGGGAGGACCACGCGGACCACGUGGUCCACGUGGACGCGUUGGCUUUGAUAAUCGCGGCAAACGCGAAUUUGAUCGUCAGUCCGGUUCCGAUAAAACUGGUAUCAAACCAGUAGAUAAGAAAGAUGGCGCUGGGAGCCACAAUUGGGGCACCCAUAAUGACGAGAUUGAGGAAAGCCUUAACCAGGAAACUCAAGAAUGGAACAAUGAAAAACCAGAAACCGAACCUCAGCCGACAACUGAAGUUAAAAAUGGAGAAACGACUGCUGAUACAACUGUUGAAGAGAAACCGGCCGAAGAAGAGACGCGCGAGCUUACUCUAGACGAAUGGAAAGCUCUGCGUAGCAACCGAGCGAAGCCUCAGUACAAUUUACGAAAGGCUGGUGAAGGUGAGGAUCUCUCUCGCUGGAAGAAAAUGUAUGCUCUUGAGAAGAAGAAGGAGGGCAACGAGGAAGAGGAGGAUGAGGAAGAAGAUUAUGACGCUGCUGCCGAGUAUCCUCAGCGUGUCGGCAGGCAAAAGCGUGUGUUAGGUAUCGAAAUCCAAUUCAGUGAUUCACGACGUGGUUCUGGCGGACGAGGCCGAGGUGGUCGUGGUCGUGGUGAUCGCAUGAACAACGGUCGUGGAUUUGGAAAUCGCGGUGCUCCCAGAGACAACGAACCACGCCCGCAAACUGAACAGAGGUCACCACGAAGUCGUCAAAAUGCUCCAAAGGUAGACGACGAGAAUGACUUUCCUUCUCUGGGAUAAGCAGCUUCAUCUAUUGACUAAACAACAUCCCACCAUUGCUAUCACCAUCAGUCACAUCUACAACAGAUACAGCUGCUACAUUAAAAAAAAAAAAAAUAUUACUAUCAAGAAUUUUGCGUUAGUGAUAUCAUCAUUAUUAUUAAUGCAUAAUACACGUUACAGAAAUGAGAUACGUAAUACUAUCUAAAAAUUCCUUUCGUGGCUUGAACGCCAUUGUUGGCACAUAUUGGCAUACAUUUGUACAUACGAAAAGAUGUAUAAUAUAUAAAGAGAUACAACACAAAUAGAUAACGAUCCUUUAUUUUUUGUACUUGUAGCACUGGCCAGUGUCUCGGACUAAUUAUAGACAACAAAUGGCCCUCCACAAGUACAAAAAAAAAAUACAAAAACAGGAUUAUCUAUUUUUCUUCUUACAUCAUGCAUCCUUUCAUAUGUACGAAUACGUGCUAAUAUGUAACUAUGACGUUGAAUAUAUGCCAAUAUGUAACCAUGGCCAUGAGCGAUCUGUGAAGAAUGGAACAUGGGUUCCUUGAACUUGUUAAUAAUCUUCAGCUCGACUGAAGAUCACGAAAGAAUGUAUAAGAAAAAUGAGAGGGAAAAAGAGAGUAAAAGUUUAAGCGGAUCAGCAA